Molecule: messenger RNA, 1991 nt
Organism: Acaulospora morrowiae
Lineage: Eukaryota; Fungi; Glomeromycota; Glomeromycetes; Diversisporales; Acaulosporaceae
Source: the annotation of a GenBank genome assembly
AUGAAGAAGGGACAACUCCUUUGAUAUAUGCAGCAUGUUUUGGGCAUGAAUCUGUUGCCUACACCUUAUUGGAGGCUGGAGCAAAAGUGGAUGCCAAAGAUAGGUUCGGUUGGACUCCAUUGAUGUGGGCAACUAAUAACAACCACGAUCCAACGGUUCGGUUGUUUUUGGAUCGUGGCGCUGAUGCAGGUGCCAAGUCGGUAAAAGGUAGAACAGUAUUUGAUUUCAUCCCAUCUGAAAACCCCAAAAUCGCCGAAAUCUUCAUACAAAAUCCUCAGCGUGAAAGCUGGUCAAGUGUUGGCAGCAUUAGCCGCUGGUCAUUCUGUAGUGAAGCAGAAAACAGAUUAGUAGAAAAGCUUGCCGAGGCAGAAAUGGAAAAGAGGAUGUUGGCGGAGAGUUCAUUGAAUUUGGAUGUAGACUUAGCAAGUCUAGGAUUCGAGGAACCAGAGCCUGAAGAGGAAGAAGAUGGACCCGCGGAGUUCUUAUGGAAUACCUGCUUACCAGAUCAAAUGUUUGUAUUUUCGCAUGAGGACAUACCGCACAUCCUCAAAACUGUUGUUACAAAUAUGCAACCCAUUCGAAACAAAGGACAAAAGCCUGUUCCAGCAAAUGUUUUAUUUUUAAGUGCAAGGUUUGCGCAUUAUUUUAGUAGUCCCGAACUGUUGGAGUCACUCUUAUUUGAAGUGAUCAAUGCAAUAGAUCAUGCAGUUAAAACAAAGCCUGACGAUAUGACACUUCUAGCAUUUUGGAUUUCAAAUUGUACAUUAUUGUUAUACUACCUAAAAAAAGAUACUGGCCUUGCUGUCGCCACAGUAGAAUAUCAAUUAAGGAUCUCGGAGCAACUUCAUGAAAUAUAUGUGCUUUUAAUAAAAGAUGCUCAAAAAAGAAUUGAAAAGGUAUUGGAAGCUUCGAUGUUGGAAUACGAUACUAUUCCUGGAAUGGACGAUGUCCGAUUUGAAGGAGAGUGGCAAUUUAUUAGAACUUUUAUACGAAGAUCAAAAAGCCCACCACAAACAGGUUAUAACACACCGACGAAAAAAUCUGGAUCUAAUUUAAGAAGGAGUUCCUCAACUUCUAUGGUGCCUCCUUUCCGCACACCUUCAUCUCCACGACAAAGAAGCGCUCCGUCACCCCGCAAUAUUACCUCACUUUUGUCUUCAACGCUCUUCAUCCUUCAAACUUACGAAAUUCAUCCAAUGAUUGUAGAACAGGCUCUUAGUCAGUUAUUCUAUUAUAUUUCUUGUGAACUCUUUAACAGAAUUCUUUCUCGCAAGAAAUAUCUAUGUCGGUCGAAAGCAAUGCAAAUUCGACUUAAUGUUUCUGCUCUUGAAGAUUGGGUCCGCACAAAUAAUCUACCAUUGACCCUAAUAACACAUUUCCAGCCUCUGAUUCAACUUUUGCAGUUACUAAUGUGUUGGUCUCAAAUGACCGAUUUUGCAAUUUUAGUGCAAACAACUAAAGAACUUAAUCUUAUCAACCCGGCACAGCUUAAGCGAGUUAGUAAAAAUUAUAGAUAUGAAGUUAACGAGCCAAGGAUAACUGAAGAAUGUCAACAAUAUAUUCUUCAAUUGGAGGAAGAUACAGAACGACGAAAGAAACGUUAUUCCACUGAGAGCAUAAGGAGUGACCGAAGUGAUGCAUCAAGUAUUAUCUUCCUAACGGUAUCACCUUCGCUACCUCCAUGCGCUGGACCAAAUUGGGAAGAUGAUGAUGAUUUAAUGGAGAUGAAGGAUAGCGAGUUACUGCUGCCAUUUGCAAUACCAACGAGCACUGAAAUGUUGGCAAACUAUGGUGGUAAAGAGAAAGGAAGCGAAUUCAUACCCUUGGUUCCUGAUGAAUGGAUGGAAAAAUUGGAUGUCGGAAUGCGACAUGGCACAUGUGGUGUCGUCGAGGAGCUCACAUCAAAAUGGGAGGCCGAAUAUGAUGAUGAUGAGGAAGAAAAUGGCGAGGAAGAAGCACAAGAUACAAAUGAUGUAUCCAUCGAUACUUAG